Aspergillus tubingensis is the source of this 816-nucleotide messenger RNA. RefSeq names its product peptidylprolyl isomerase. Gene Ontology annotation, molecular function: peptidyl-prolyl cis-trans isomerase activity. Lineage: Eukaryota; Fungi; Ascomycota; Eurotiomycetes; Eurotiales; Aspergillaceae. The record is from RefSeq and is a predicted model, not a curated record. Gene Ontology annotation, biological process: protein peptidyl-prolyl isomerization; protein folding. Gene Ontology annotation, cellular component: endoplasmic reticulum; fungal-type vacuole. Bases 1 to 816 code for a protein of 271 amino acids. The transcript is spliced from 7 exons.
AUGAACUUCAAGAACCUUUUCCUGUCUUUCUUCUUCGUCCUGGCGGUUGGACUUGCUCUUGUCCACGCCGAAGAAGCUCAGCCCCGGGGUCCCAAGAUCACCAGUAAGGUGUUCUUUGAUAUCGAGCACGGAGACAAGCCUCUGGGCAGAGUCGUGCUUGGCUUGUAUGGCAAGACUGUCCCUAAGACCGCUGAGAACUUCCGUGCUCUCGCUACUGGUGAGAAGGGGUUUGGCUAUGAAGGAUCUACCUUCCACCGUGUCAUCAAGGACUUCAUGAUCCAGGGUGGUGACUUCACUCGUGGCGAUGGUACCGGUGGGAAGUCUAUCUACGGUGAGAAGUUCGCCGAUGAGAACUUCAAGCUGAGGCACACGCGCAAGGGUCUGCUGAGCAUGGCCAACGCCGGCAAGGACACCAACGGCUCCCAGUUCUUCAUCACCACUGUUCCUACCCCUUGGCUUGAUGGCCGCCACGUUGUCUUCGGCGAAGUGCUCGAGGGCUACGAGAUUAUCGCUCAGAUCGAGAACGUGCCCAAGGGCCGUUCUGACAGACCCGUGGAAACUGUCAAGAUCGUCAAGAGCGGAGAGCUGGAGUCCGAGGACAAGGCCGAAGAAAAAGAAACGAGCUCUGAAGAAGAGUCACAACCUUCAGCAAUUGCUGUUGUUCCUUCUCCAACCCCUUUGUCUAUGACAUCUGAUAACGCUCCUUAUAUCUUUCCGAAAUUCGCAGCGCUUGCCAUUGUUGUCGGUCUCUUGGUCGUCCUGGUCCGACGCAGCUUUAAGGGAGAACAGGAGAAGGCUGAGAGGAGCAUUGUUUAG